Molecule: messenger RNA, 2739 nt
Organism: Xylaria bambusicola
Lineage: Eukaryota; Fungi; Ascomycota; Sordariomycetes; Xylariales; Xylariaceae
Product: bZIP transcription factor
Exons: 1
Coding region: 304-2151 (615 amino acids)
Biological process (GO): regulation of DNA-templated transcription
Molecular function (GO): DNA-binding transcription factor activity
Source: RefSeq, a predicted model, not a curated record
CUGUCUUGGAGCUUGAGGUCCCCCCAGAGCCAGACCAGACACAUCUCAGCUCUGUGUAAUAAAGAAAGGCUUUGCAUUAUUUCUCGUCGCCACCCUCGUUCUCGCCGGCGCUGUAGUAGUCUUUACAUACAUACACAUACACACAUACGCUCACGCACAUACACAAACACUCACACUCGGCCUGGCUUCUCUGUACACUAACACGACGUUACCCUACAGAGCUAAACGCCCACCUCUUCGCAGACAUCCCUUCGUCAUACAAACAGUUCUUUUGUCACAAUCUCAAUUUCACAAUUUCCCGCAAUGGGUUCCACAUACCAGCAGAUGCAGGCCUACUACCGGCCGAAUCCCUUAACCGUCGACACAAGCCAGGCACAGAAGUUCUUCGACGAGGAUGACGCCGGCAUACUAGACGAGGGCAUUCUGGACCACAGCACCAUCGACUCGGGCUUAGAGAUGUCGCCCCCCAUGGGCGACAGCCGCAGGGAUUCUUUCGCAGUUGCAGGCGCCUUGUUCUCCCCCAAGACUGAGGAUUGGCACUCGGUGGACAUGCAGUCCGUACCGUCAAACAACCCUUUCCUGGAGCCCCAAAACAACAACCCCUUCACACGGCCCGAUCCGCCACAUGCUGCCUUUGGCUCUCAGAGUCAGACUUGGUCUAUGGGUCACGGAUCUGGGACCUGCACCCCUGUGCAGUACGACGGGCUUGAGGCGACAUAUGACGGUGGUGCAUCCAUCUUUCAGCGACCUCUGCCGAUGCAGACCCCAUUCAGCAACCCCACCGGCCAUGUUCCAUUGUUCUCUGCAGUCGGCCCCAGCAAUUCUUCCAUGCCCACUUCUCCCCAGAAGGAUUGGAUGAGCACCGACUUCAAGGCCCAGGCUUUGAAACGGUCCCAAGUUGACAGCUCUGCCAUCCGGUCACACAACGAGAUGCGUCGUGGCGACGGUAUUCGCAAGAAGAAUGCUCGUUUUGACAUCCCCGCCGAGCGCAACCUUGAUAACAUCGACACAUUGAUUUCGCAGUCAACAGACGAUCAGGAGAUCAAGGAGCUCAAGCAGCAAAAGCGACUUCUGCGCAACCGGCAAGCUGCUCUCGACUCUAGGCAGAGGAAAAAGCAACAUACGGAGCGACUUGAAGAAGAGAAGAAGCAGUUCACCGGCGUCAUCUCGUCUCUCGAAGAAGAUCUUGCAGAUCUUAACGGCAAGCUGGCUCAGCUCCUUCGCGAAAAGGAAUUUCUGCAGAAUCACAUUGAGGACAUGCGCCUGGAGAAGGAGGAAAUGGUUCAGAGACACACCAUCGAGACCGGGGAUCUCCGCAAGAAGGUCAACAUCCUAACAGAUCACGUCCAACGACUUGAACAUGCUGCUAUACCCGGCAACAAUGGGUUUGGCAACGGUUUCAACGACAUGGACAACAUGGCUAUGGAUGGCACUUGGGAGAACAUGACCUACAUGGAAGAUUACUCCAUGGAGCCUGAAGUCAAGCAAGAGCUGCAGAUUAUUCCGAAGAAGCCGGAGAUUACCCUCGCUGCUGAGGUCGAGAAGCCAGCCACUCAAGGCGGCCUCCUGUUCAUGCUAUUCCUCGUCGGUGCAUUUGUUUUGUCUAACCGGUCGACUCCGACCAUCCCUCGGGUAUCGGAAGACAUGCGCGAAGCUUCAGCCACCCUGCUCAACAACAUCCUCAAGGAUGCCGAUGUGGCACAUGCGCCCAACAAUGCCAUCGAGCCUGCUGCUCCCCAACCCUCAGGUGCUACAUGGGCGACCUCCACGUCGGUACCCAUGGCCAACCAUGUGAUGGAUGGCGUAGCUCCGUCGAUGCUUGGGGAUCUUGCCGACUCUCUCACACAGACAACUGAACAACAAGCCAACGAGCAAGUCUUCUCCCUUACUCCGGCCCAAUACAAUGGAAUCACCUCGCAAGAGUUCAUCCGUGCUCCGCAACCCCCUCCCACGACUCACAAGCGCCGCAACCUUGCUGAGGCUCUAGCCAACAUGCGUCCCAACGAGAAGCAAUCAGCGUCCGAGGUGUACACUAGAUCUCUUCUGUGGGAUCAGAUCCCGAGCGACGUUGUGCGAAAUUUCGCCAAGAUGGUAGCUGAAUGCAACGGCGCCAACAGUGGCCAAUCGGUUUGCAACGAUGCAAGCUCCUAACGACUUACGACCAUGUCACGACGAUCAUGAAUUGCAAAAAAAAUAAAACGACCUCGUUCCUUACAGCGAUUUUUAGUCUUUAAUUGCUUCGGUUCUUCUGUGCAUACACUUGACGCUCCCGCGCAAACCAGAUCCGCCACCGCUCACGCAAAACUGGAACCUUAUUCUGAUCUACUUUGUUAUCUCAGUCUCAUUUCCAUGUCGAGAAUAGCAAGCGAGCAAGCAUUUGAAUUUUUGGGCACAUUGGUGAUUUUCAUUUCUUGGGCCAUCGAUUCCGGCCAUUUUUAUUUUCACUUCAUUUUUUUCUUUUUAGCAGUACAUUUGGGUAGCAGCAUGGCGAAAACGGUGGUUGGGACGGUGGUGGCAGGUCGGAGCCAGCACAUUUCUUUGUACUAGGGUCACGGGGCAUUGGGGACACAGGACAGAUGCUCGUCAACGCAGUGUGCAGACAGCAUAUUCAGUCUCAGAUACCUAUUUGGGAGUUUUUUCUUUCCUUGAUUUUUUCUUGGGCUUAUUUGGUUCUACUCCACCAGAGACCGGAGAGACAGAGUGAGAGCUAUGAAUAGCACUACAUACAUAUUUCCAGGG